Pocillopora meandrina is the source of this 8390-nucleotide messenger RNA. Lineage: Eukaryota; Metazoa; Cnidaria; Anthozoa; Scleractinia; Pocilloporidae. The record is from the annotation of a GenBank genome assembly.
AUGGAAAGGGAUGAACCGGCGGGUAGCAGUCGUUUAACAGCCCCACAUCCUUAUGACUCCGCAAACUGGCGCUCCCGAGUAACACUACAGUGGAUGAACACCGUCUUAAAACUUGGCAGCAUGAAACCACUGGGAAAGGAAGACAUUUUUCCCGUUCGCGAGGAAGACAGUAUGGAUCAACUCGUUCUAAAACUUGAAAUUAAAUGGCAACGAGAAGUUUACAUCAGCCGAGCUCAAGGUUGCAAACCUCACAUGUGGAGAGCAUUAUCCCGUAUGUUCUCAUGGCGAGCGUACAUGACGCUGUUUAUUCUCAAAGUACUGAGACUUCUUGCCUCCGUUUUUCUACCACUGCUGCUGUGGUUUUUCUUGUCACACCUGGAGCAGGAACAGCAGGGAUAUUCUGUUUCUACCAUUCUGUUUGUUGGUGGUAUAAUUGUUGUUGUUGUAACCAAGGGACUGACGAAGAAUCACUACACUGGGAUGACAAAAAUAUGGGGGAUACGACUGAAAGUGGCGUGCAUCGGGCUUAUCUACAAAAAGGUGAGUGCCACGGAUUUGAAGCAAAGAAUAGUAAAGUAGCUCCUAAUUUUACGUUCUUGAUCUUGUUAUCGCUAGGGUCCGCUACUUUUUACACAGCUUCAUUUCAAUGGGUGGGAUGGAAGGUGCCGGAAAUAAGACGGAAGUGCCUCUUUGAUCCACCAUCCUAUUGCAUUGAUGUAGCAACUAGGUCAUAUAAAAAUAGGGUUAUAUAUUUAGCAUCCACGCUUCCAAAUUCAAAAUGGGGAUAAAGCACAAUCGAAUCUCUGCCUACAUGGGGCGAAUUCAGAGAUCUGUUUUCUUUCCACAUCUCCUCUGUGGUUUAGUAAUAAAAGACGCUAACGAAGAGUCUUAUCCUAACAGCUGAUUUCGUCUAAUAGUUUUCGUGGAGCGAUGUUUUUGUUUCCUUCCAGUGAUAGGAUUCCUUCCGAUGCAUCUUAGAACCACUUCUAACCUUGGUUCAACAACUCAUGGUAAUUCUGUUUAGAUAGAUAAGCUGCCUGGGAUAUUCACUAAACGCUAUGUAACAUUUCUCUUUUACGCAGAUUCUAACCAAGCUUAAGCGAAGUGACGUUCAGGAAAUUAUCACAGGAAAGACCAUAAAUCUUGUGUCAAACGAUGCUCGGAAGAUCGAAAAAGCUGUUUGGGAUUUAUCCAAUAUCGUUUUCUUUCCUAUCGAGAUUUUGGCUGCUUGCGCUGUUCUUUUGACCUUGAUCGGAUGGAAAGCUCUUGCCGGAGUUUCAUUUUAUGUUGUAUUAAUUUGUUGCAUCAUUGUACUGUCACAUCAAAGUGGAAAGCUACGCCUCAAAACUCAAGAGGCCAGAGACAAAAGACUGGAAGUUAUGAACGAGGUUGUUUAUAACGUUCGGGCUGUUAAAAUACACGCCUGGGAAAUGAAGUUUGCUGAAAUAAUCAAUCAACUAAGGAGGUAAAAUACACCAAAGAAAGUAAUGAAGUUAUAUUCAAAGUUCCUGGUGGUACGGAAUACCAUUACCGGGGAGGUUUUAAUUCCACCUUCGAUCCAGGCAAACUUUUGUGACUGAUUCAUAGGGUUUGUUAUUUUAUAGCUUUAUAUCCGUAGUCCUCGUCUACAGCUCCGAAGGCGUUUGCUUUCAAGCCUUGAAGUCUAGACGUAUUCCUGUUUUGAUAUUUUCAUUAAAAAAAACUAGCUUUCAAACGAUUUCAUUUCCACGCUUCUCCUUGUUGCUUAUUGAAAGGGAUGAUCAACCGAGGCGAAAUAUUUUCAUACUUAGCAUCUUAGUCUCUGAUUCAAGUCCCAAAAAAAAGACCCGGUUUUAGCAAAAGGAAAUAAGACCAGCUUAUUUAUGUGCCAAUCAUUUUCCUUCAUAGGCGAGAAAUGUGGUUUGUCCAACUACGAGGGCUCAUUGUGUCCGGCUUAAAUUCCGUGGGUUUCACAACAGCGCCAUUGGCUAGUCUGCUAUCUAUAAUAACUUUGACCGCUACCGGGGAACAGAUCACUGCUUUCGCAAUGUUUACAAUCCUAUCCUGCCUUAAUGUAAUAAAUGAUUCUGUGACAAUGGCCAUGGGUUUCUCACUGCCCUAUGUUGCCGAAGGCUACAUUGCCGUCAAAAGAAUCGAGAAGUUCAUAUUAAGGCAGUUUGGAUUGACAUCGGCUUUAUUCGCUAAGCAGGAUAGGCGAUUGAAAAGAAAAGGAUGCAGUACAGCCGUCUUCAGACCAGAGAGCUUCAGAUCUGGAGACACUAAACUUCACUCUGUAUCUAAAACUCCAACGAAGAUAGAUACAGAAAAGAACGGGCUAUCUAUGGUUCGAGUCUCAGCUUCAUGGGACAGACGUGAAGACAGGAGAGCUUUAACGAACGUUACAUUUUUUGUGAGCCAGGGUGAGAUGUUAGCUGUAACAGGACCAGUAGGGAGUGGAAAGUCCUCUCUGUUGAUGGCAAUUCUUGGAGAGCUACCUGCUAUCAGUGGAACAGUGGCAUUUAAUGGAACAGUCGCAUAUGUUCCACAGAUUCCCUGGGUUUUCUCGGGCACCGUUAGAGACAACAUUCUUUUUGGAAGACACUUUGACAUUAAACGUUACAACGAGAUUCUUGAUGUUUGCUGUAUGCAACCAGACCUACAAAACUUCUCUAAAGGAGACUUGACCGAGAUAGGACACCGUGGUGUAAGUCUCAGUGGUGGUCAGCGUGUACGUGUAAGUUUAGCACGUGCACUGUAUUCUGCUGCAGAUAUCUAUUUGCUGGAUGAUCCCCUCAGUGCAGUGGAUGCCAAAGUUGGAAAGCAUCUCUUUAAUAACUGCAUUUGUGGAUUUCUCUCAAACCGGAUUCGUGUUUUGGUGACGCAUCAGCUUAACUACUUAACUCACAUACCUAACGUAAUGGUGCUGAACAACGGUGUCCAAGUCGAGGAAGGACAUUGCUUCAGGGAGGAGGAUUCCAAAACUUUUCAGUUUGUUUCCCAAACAGAAAGUGCCAAAGCGACAUGCAAAUCACCUCCGCAUAGACCAACUCAACUUCCUCAUGAAGAAGACCUUGGGGAUCAAAAUUUAAAAGUAGAGGAAGAAGACCGCAAUACUGGUUCCAUUACUUGGAAGAUAUAUUGGAGCUACAUCAGGACAGCCCUGAGAGUUCCUUUUGUGCUCUGCCUUUUUCUGGCUGUUCUUGGCAUAAAAGGUAUUAGAAAAACAUUGUAAUUAAAUAGUUCCAGUUUCAUUGGUAUGGGUAACAUCGAAGUUUUAAUUUCUUUUGGUGAAGGUUACCUCACAGGAUCUCUAUGAAACCAAUAUAGUUGCCCAAUCAGAUCUGCAUUGCAAAUUAAUUUUUUUCGUUAGAUAAAUAUUUAUGUUGGAGCCGACGUACCAGGUAUUUGAAAUCCAGAUUGUUAAUAAAGUGAUUCUCUCAGAAUAUAGAUACCUGCUCAUUUCUACUGGAAGUAUUCACUCCUCGUUCCAACGAUUUAAUUUCAGUAACAUAACUUUUAGGAUUAUUAUUUUCCAUUUGUUCUCUUUAGGGUUACUGGUUGCUUCUUACUGGUGGGCUUCCCAGGUUACGCAAAUGAGUCAGGAAGGACAAAGAUCCUUUACGACAUUGGGAAUAUACGGCGCUCUUGUUGGAUCAUCCUUUUUGGGCAACAUAGUUGUGUCUUACCUUGUUUGUCUAACACUCCUCCUAGCUUCUGAAAUGUUGCAUAACAAGAUGGUCUUGGCUGUCCUAAAGGCACCAGUUCUGUUUUUCGACAAAACUCCAGUUGGAUGCAUUUUAAAUCGUUUUUCUAAAGAUAUCAGUGUCAUGGACGAUAAUUUGCCUACUCGCUUUCUCCUGGCUGUGGAAGUCUCUUUAUUCUCCAUCAGCACCGUUCUUCUUCCUAUUGCAGCCAACGCCUGGCUUAUUUUAGUGGCAAUUCCUGUCGUUGCAGUUGUCUUAUGUUAUGGACGAUAUUAUAUAAAGUCAUCUCGUGAAAUUAAACGAUUGGAGGCUAUCACCUGCAGCCCUGUAUAUUCACACAUUUUAGAAACCGUCGCCGGACUUGAAGUAAUUCGCUCAUCUCAAAUGGAGCAGGGUUUCUUGAAGAGUCUAUUUAGGUAAGUGUACAGUCUAAAACCCCCGAUAAAGCUGUUCGAGAUUUGGUAAUGAAACUUGGUAAUGAUUACUUAUUGUUUUUUCAUGAUUAACUCACUUCUAAUGCAAAUCGUGACUUUGGUAAUGUAUACUGUUGUUGUCCUUUCUACUGGGAACGUGUCACCUUUUAAAGCUAAGUGCUCAGCUGUGAUUGGCUGGUAAGGAUAACUGUUGUAGUGAUUUUAACCAUGUCAAAUACCAGGUAAAAUGACAAAAACCUAGAGAGAGAAAGGGAGAUUACCCUGCCUUAUUGGGUUCUUCUAACAUUUUUUCCCAUUUUCUCAUCCCAAAUUCUCAUGGAUUCUUUUAGUGUAAAUGUCUUACCAUUCAAAUUGAUUCUUUUCAUCUUCUAAGACACCAGGAUGAAAACACAUCAGCUGCAAUCAUGGUUAUCACCAGCACACAGUGGCUUAAUGUGCGCAUGACUACUGCUUGCAGUCUAAUGAUAGCUGCAGCGGCAAUUGGCGCAGUUCUUGUCACUCAAAGCCCAGGUAACGUUGCACCAUUUUUCAGAGUUUCUAAGAUGCGAUCGUUUUAGAAACAGAUUUUUGCUGAAGUUCUGCUCAGUGAUUGGUGGCGAAGCGAUGAAACGAAAGACCAAUGGGCUGUCAAAAGCUGAUAGACAGAGAAAGGCAAAGCUAUGCAGGCCUAAGCAUCCAGAAAGACAAAUGAACAGACAUAAUGAAAUUAACAGACAAAAAUUGAACUACCACAAACAACUUUGGACCUAAACACAGACACAAAGAAAGACGAAGUGACAGAAGAGAAAGUAAACAGACAUAGUAACAGCUCGCCAAAUAAACAGAUAGACAAAUCUAACUGAACCGAAAGGCAUAAAGAUUGAAAGCCGGGUAGAAAACCAGUAACAUAGAUGGACGUGCGGACGCAAAACAUAGACAUUAUAAAAACGGUAAAGAAGCGUUUCGCGCCUUAAUCAUACCGAUGAUCUUAUCAAAAACCAUCUUUUAGCUUUGGCAGGGAUUUCCCUUUCGUUCUUGCUUGAAUCGUUGGAUGAGGUACAGUACGGCGUCAAAGUAAGUUCUGAAGUUGAAAACAAUAUGACAUCUGUAGAGAGAGUAAUGUGGUAUACUGCUUUAGAAGCUGAGCCAGGAUAUAGCACAAGAUCUUGUCCUCCAUCGUCCUGGCCGCAGCGGGGUAACCUAACCAUCAGCAGGAUGUCCCUAAGGUACACCAAAGGUGGUCCCCUGGUUUUGAAAGACAUCAGCGUGUCCAUCGCUGACAAGGAGAAGAUAGGUAUUGCAGGCAGAACAGGAGCUGGCAAGUCAUCCAUUGUCGCAGCCCUUUUACGCAUGCCUGAACCAGAAGGAGAGGUUAGAAUAGGUUAUUUCACAUUAGGUAUCUACGCAGUCUUUAAAUGUUAAAAAACGAACCCAAUGCUCUAAACUGAUGUCGCAAAAACGCAUGCGAAAAAACAAUGCGGUCAUGUCUUGAUUUCAAGUGUGAUUGCUCAUGACGUAAUGAAAAUCCCCAGAAUGGUUUGAUAUUGUAAUAGCCUUAUCGGUGUCAUUAUUUGCACGACCACAGCCAUUGAUGACCUUAAUUAGCCAUUUUUAUGAACUGAUUCCUUUUUUCCGAAGGGGGUUGCUUUCGAACACUUUUUCAGCUUAAGUCACUUCUGAAUCAGAAUCUGUCAUCUGCUUCCUUUGUUAAAUAAAAGGUGGCGUUGUGUCGCUUUUAUAGCGAGUUAGUCAAUGUUCCUCGAACGAUAUGUGUAUUCAGGAUCGUUUACUUCUCACUUUAAAGGUUAUUCACGGUUUUAAUCUUAGUGGAUAUCUGAAUGACAUGAUUAGGUUACGAUUGGUUGUGAAAGGUGUCUGCAGCUUAUACCGAUUUGAAAUACCCAGAGAAAAUACAGCAGCAGAUGGCUUUAUUCUUUUCGAUGUUCUGCUGCGAUAACAAAAGAAACGCUUUAGAUAAUUUUGUGUAAGCCCUCGAUGAAUUUAAAGAUUUUAAAGAUUAAUAGUUGUAUUUGACUUUCAAAAUGCUUCUUCAAAAUAACGUCGAUAACGAUUUUUUUUAAUUGUAAAGUAACUAGCAACCAUAUUUUCGAGUAGUUUUAUUUUUUUGUAAUGUAAUUAGGGAAUUUUUCUAAAGUAACUAAUGAAUUAGAUUCACUUAUUUACUAAUUCAUUUAUUCAUUUUUCGGAAAAAUUGGCACUACCAUACCACACCGAAAAUCAAACAGAAAUAGUGUUAUUUAUUUUUAUCUCAAAGGGCACGGUAAGGGAUCCUGCAAUCUGAUUGGUUCUUUACGCGGUCCGUAUUUUCCUAUCUCUGCCCACGGGAAACGGUAACGCUUUCGUGAAUCGCCGAGUACAUCCCUACUUUCGUUGCCAUUUUUCAUAAAUAUAUAUCGUUUUUCCAGCUGGGCAGUAUUUUAAGCAAAGACGUCGGUCACUACCUCAAGCCGAUAAAUAACUUAUUAAUCCUCUCUUUUCUCUCUCUCAAAUCACUUUGGUUGACAGAAAAAUAUUGGUUUCAGAAUAACCUUUUUGUAUAAGCAGUACUGUCAUUAUGUUGGUUGACAAGCGACUGAAAAACCGUCUGCAAUAAAUUUUAAUAGUUCACAAAAAGUGUCUAGAAAGUUAAAACGUGAGGUAUUUGGUUACAGUUGAACUAAUCGAUGGAACUUUCAUUCAUUUAAUAAAUGAAUUUUCUCAAACAAUUUGUUCGUAGGGAAAGGACGAACGAAGUUUUAAUUUCAGUUCUACAACAAAUACACGCUCUCGGUGAGUCUUUCCAAGUCCAUUAAAUUUAGACAUUUGUACCAUAAACUGCACAACAGAAACUGAUGGAAUUCGAUGAGAAAAGGCCGCAUUAAAUCCCCUUGUGCCAAAUUGGAGUGUAUCAUUCGAAUUUAGUUUUUGUGGAGGAAAGACCAGAUUUACACACGCUAUUGCAGCAAACAAACGAGCAGACUCUCACAACUUCAAAAUAAAAAAAAAUUUGAAUUAACUUAAAAUUACUUUCCUUGCCGUUUACUUAAUGAACAGAGGUAAAUCUUCGUACAUGAAUUAAUCGUCGACGAGAGUGAAUAAUACUUGCCGUGAGAUCAUUGACUGUUUUUGAAGAAAACAUUGUCGUAACAGUCCUUGCCAAAGUCCUCCAGUCCUUUUUUCUCACACGCUCUCUAAUUGACAGGUGUCAGAUUGUGACAGAUACUUGUAAAAAUAAUGUUUCAAAGUUUGUUUGGAAGCCUUUUAAAUCACUUUUAUCGUAACGGAAAUGAAAUGUGAAGCCUCUCUCUGUUAUUUGCAUCACCUCUAUUUUAACUACCAUUUACUCACUCAAAAAUUGUUCAGUUUGUGGAAGAUCUUGCCGUAUUUACGGCCCUAAAGCAUUCGCACUUUUUCGGAGAGAAUUUCGCUAAGUUUUGAAAAAAAAUGAAAAUGUCAUUCACCAGCCUAGGUCGGUUCUUAUUUGGAAAAACUGUGCCCUCUGUCUUGAGUACCGCCCGAGGCGUACUCAAGAAAAAUCUGAGAUCAGAUUUCACAAUAACCGUUGGUUUUAUUAACCAAGCUUUGAACAACCUGGCGUAAAAAAUAAGACAUUUAAAAAUAUUGAAGAGCAAUCCAUGAUAGAUAAUCAUUAAAUAGUUCGAAAAUUUUAUUACGAUGUAGUUAACUUUCCAUUUGUUGGUCACAGGUGUUAAUUGACGGUGUCGAUGUUGGAACUCUUAACCUUCAGACAGCGCGGCGUUCCAUGGCUGUUAUUGCGCAGGACCCGGUUCUCUUUGGAGGUAGCUUGAGGAGAAACCUUGACCCAUUUUCAGUGCAAACAGAUCUGGAUCUUUGGACUGCUCUUGAAGAAGUGCAGUUAAAAGCCAUGGUGGAAAAGCUUCCUGGUCAGCUUGAGUACAGGGUGAACGAAACCGGGUCUAAUUUCAGUGUUGGUGAGAGGCAGCUAGUCUGUUUGGCUCGUGCAUUGGUUCAGAAGAGCAAGAUUAUCGUCAUGGAUGAGGCCACUGCCAAUGUAGACUUCAAGACAGACAACUUGAUCCAGGAAGUUAUUCGUCACAAAUUUAAAGACUCCACAGUGCUGACCAUUGCUCAUCGCCUGAACACCAUUAUGGAUUAUGACAAGGUGCUGAUUCUAGAUGGCGGACGAAUGGUGGAAUUUGACAAACCUGAAAUUUUGAUACAGAAUGGUGGAAUAUUCGCUGAACUGGUGAAAAAUUCCUAUGCAAGGAAAAGUGAAAUCAAUGGAGUUAAGAGUGAAGGUCCAAAUCAUUGA